AUGCCUCCCCUCCCUGCCCCCCUGUUCCCAACACUGCUACAGCUUGUAGUACUCACUUAUGUGAGUGGUGGGGCAUACUAUGGACACAAGCAACACCCUCAGCCAUAUCAGCCAGUGCAGCACCUCCAGCACAUGGGCAUUGGCAAAGAAGGCUUUCCUCAGCAACAGUACCUUGGCAAAGAGGUGCCCUAUAUGCAGUAUCCCCCUUACAGGAAGGAGCUACCACAGAUGCCCAUGGUCAAGGGCAAAGAAAAUGCUCGUAAAGGGGGUGGAUACAAUGGUGGUCAAGACAAAGGUCAGACAAUCCCCAGUGGUGCUGAGGGAAUUCCUCAAGGAGAGCCAGGCCCAGCUGGGCCACCUGGACCAGAGGGACCUCCAGGGCCUCCUGGACCUCCAGGGAAUGGACAGCCAGGACCUGUGGGACGGCCUGGACCUCCUGGUCCACCAGGACUGCCUGGAGUGGGCAAACCAGGUAUGCCAGGACUGCCAGGCAAGCCAGGAGGAAAUGGUGAGGCUGGGCCACAAGGAGAAAUGGGUCCCAGGGGUGAGCAAGGGCCACCUGGACAGCCAGGGCCUCAGGGUCCUCCAGGACCUCCUGGGCUGCCAGGAAUAGGUAAAUCAGGGGUGCAGGGACUACCAGGCCAACCAGGGCCAAAAGGAGAGCCAGGUCACAAAGGUCUGCCAGGACUACCUGGAUUACCAGGACCCAAAGGAGAUAAAGGAAUGGGCCAACCAGGACAACCUGGUCACAAAGGGCUCCCAGGACCCCCAGGACCAGCUGGCCCAAGAGGACUUCCUGGUUUUGCAAAACCUGGGUUGAAUGGGACACCAGGCCCACAAGGACCACCUGGAGAAAAAGGACAUCCUGGAGAGCAAGGACCAGCUGGGCCACCUGGUGAAGGAGGACAGCCUGGCCCACCAGGACUUCCUGGUCAAGGAAAGCCAGGUCAAAAUGGCCUGCCAGGACAGCCAGGCGCACCAGGUGCAAAAGGUCAUCCAGGACCACCAGGUUUGCCAGGAAAGCCAGGACUGCCUGGAUUUGGUAAACCAGGGCUCCCAGGACCAAAGGGUGACAAAGGUAUGGGUGGGCCACUUGGAUCUCCAGGACCAAAAGGAGAUAAGGGCCACAGAGGACUGCCUGGUAUGCUUGGACCCCCAGGACCAAAUGGUCCACCAGGUCCUCCAGGUGUUAUGGGACCCCCAGGAGGUUUAGGUGCACCUGGUCCUAAAGGAGACUGUGGAGAAGGAGGACCUAAAGGGCUUGAUGGAGCCCAGGGUGACCCUGGUCCUCCUGGAAUACCUGGUAAGGAUGGUCUACCUGGAGACCGUGGAGACCCAGGGCCAAGAGGUCUCCCAGGACCGAGUGGUGCCAAAGGAGAUGGUGGACAUAAGGGUUUGCCUGGUAUUCCUGGUCCUCCAGGACUUCCAGGGCCAAAAGGACAAAGUGGAUUACCUGGUGAAGUGGGACCUCAGGGCCCUAAAGGAAUCCCAGGCAUGGAUGGUGCAGGAGGACCAAUUGGGCCUCCUGGUCUUCCUGGGCCAAAAGGAGAUAGUGGCCCACCUGGUCUACCAGGUAAUACAGGUGAGGGGAGUCCAGGUCUUCCUGGUCCCAUAGGACCUCCAGGAAAAGAGGGCCCAUCAGGACCCACAGGGCAACCAGGUCAGCCUGGCCCUCCUGGACCACCAGGCCCACCUGGAGCACCUGGUCUGUCUCCUGACAUGGCUGGAGUACUCUCUGAAAUGGGCCCUGGACUAGAUGGUGUUAAGGCUGGUAGUUAUGGUAAGAAGGGCAAGUAUGGAGGCAAUGGGGCAGAAGUAAUGGGUGCCAGUGGGUUGGAAAUGCCAGCAUUCACAGCUCUAGUAACAACUCCCUUUCCACCAGUGGGCACUCCAGUUGUCUUUGACAAGCUCUUGUACAAUGGUCGCCAAAACUACAAUCCCCAGACCGGAAUUUUCACCUGUGACAUCCCUGGCAUUUAUUACUUUGCCUACCACAUCCACUGCAAAGGAGCCAACGUGUGGGUGGCUUUGAUGAGAAACAAUGAGCCAGUGAUGUAUACAUAUGACGAAUACAAAAAGGGUUUCCUAGACCAAGCAUCAGGGAGUGCGGUGUUACCUCUACAACCUGGAGACACUGUGUAUAUUCAGCUGCCCUCAGAUCAGGCUUCAGGACUUUAUGCUGGGCAAUAUGUGCACUCCUCCUUUUCAGGGUACUUGUUGUAUCCUAUGUAA
Molecule: messenger RNA, 2232 nt
Organism: Toxotes jaculatrix (banded archerfish)
Lineage: Eukaryota; Metazoa; Chordata; Actinopteri; Toxotidae
Gene: col8a1a
Product: collagen, type VIII, alpha 1a
Exons: 2
Coding region: 1-2232 (743 amino acids)
Molecular function (GO): protein binding
Source: RefSeq, a predicted model, not a curated record